Molecule: messenger RNA, 2243 nt
Organism: Papaver somniferum (opium poppy)
Lineage: Eukaryota; Viridiplantae; Streptophyta; Magnoliopsida; Ranunculales; Papaveraceae
Exons: 6
Coding region: 222-1820 (532 amino acids)
Source: RefSeq, a predicted model, not a curated record
UUUUUCUUUUUUCUGUUUUUCUUUUCGAUCAAAAAAAAUCUCUUUAUUAUUCUGAUUCUCUACUUUCCUUCCGUGGGUUAGCUCUUCUUAAACCCAGAAAAGAAAUUUGAGUUUACAUCAUCAGGGUUUUGAUUUUCUUGCUUGCUUGAUUCGGAUUGGGGAUAAUUUCAUAUCCUUAAGGAAGCGGUAUAGAUUGAAGUUCUUAUCAGUGUGGUUUACAUAUGCUUAAUAUGAAUUUCAAAGGUAUAACCUGGGUAGGUAACAUAUAUGACAAGUUUGAAGCUAUAUGCUUGGAUGCCGAGGAUAUCAUGAGCCAGGACACAGUUAAAUACGUCGAAAAUCAGGUACAUAAUGUAGGUGGAAACAUCAAAAAGUUUUGUGCAGAAUUUGUCAACGAUUUGCUCCCUAUCGAAGAUCCUGUUAAAGAGAAAGAUUCUGAUAAAGAGGCAACUGCUGAACUAGGGGCCUGUGAAAAGGCGAACUUGAAUUCUAAAAAUAUUCUUAAGAAGGAGAGUGGUCCUCAUAAUUUUUUGGAAGUAAUUGCACCUGUAGUGAAAGAUGCAGGCUUAGUUUCAUUUCUAUCUGGAGUACCUCAAAUAAACCACUUGUUUCCUCUAGCUUCCACUAGUCCUGUUAAAGAGGUUGUUUCUGACUUGUCAGUCAAAAAAAGUGUUGUUGCUGAUAAGCGUAAGAAGACGAAGGUAAACGUUAAAGAUGAUCAUAAAGAGGAGAUUCCGCCUCUUCAAGCAUCAUCACCUGUUCGAAUUCAAGUGCAAGAUCAGUUGCGGCCAUCAUCUCUUGGUUAUCCUGGUGACAUGUCCACCUUGGGAUCAUCUCAAGAAUGUAAUGGUUCUGUGGGAAAGUGUGAGAAUUCAAGUGGCGACAUGAAAGGAGUUUCUGUGAAGGAAUAUCCAGAACCAGUUAUAACUGAUACUUUUGGAGGGAUCAAUUCUGUGGGGGAUCUUUCAAGUAGAGAGACUAAUUUCAGCAGACCCUGCAAUGAGAAUCGUGAUCGAGCCUGUGUUACACUGAAAACUAUAUUAUCCCAAAAUUCAAAUAAGGACAUAGUUGACAACUCCCCAGACCAUGGAGAAAAUAUGGAUCAUAUCAUGUUAGGUCAAAGUGGUCGUGAUGCUAAUGUCUCAAAGGCUCAGUUUCUUCCUCCUGUUUUGUUAUAUGAGAAUAAAGCAAUGGAGGCUGGAUGGACCGCAUCCAACAACAGCUUGUUAUCUGGACCUAAUGUCGUAGACACUUUAACAACUUUCAAGGCACUGAUGGAGUCUUCAACAAAGUCUCCUGUAAAUGAAGGUGACCACUGCAAAGACGAAGAGCAAGAGGUGUUUUUGACUCCACAACCACAACCACAACUUGGAACAUCUGAUUAUGAGGAAAGUGCAGAAUGGGAGAAGGCAAAUGAUGAUGUUGGUAACACUGCAGACCAGGAGGAACAUGAUGCCUUUAAUGAUGGUGUAGGACUGGAGGAGGCAAAUUAUAUUAUUGGCCUUGACACGAAGACCGUUGAACAAUUUGAGAAUUUGAAGCUUGAGGAUAGUUGUGUAGUUGUGCAGCCUUUCUCUGUUUCUUACAGAGAUGGCAAAAACAAAUCAUACAAAAGAAAAAUUCGGGAUGCUAUUGCUUCGAGAAUGGGGUCAUCGAAAAAGAAGGAAUAUGAGCAGCUAGCAAUUUGGUGUGCAGACAUUGAUGCUGAAAGUACCCAACAUAGAUUUGAAACGUCCAGUUUAGCCACUCCUACUAAAAAGUUGGACUCAAAGAUCUCGUCAAGUGAUGAGUUCUGUGAAUCAGAGUGGGAGAUACUUUAAAUAGGAUUACAAGUUUACGCUGUAAAUAACCACGUAAUCUACUGUCUAUCUGAAAGUGUGAUGAAGAUGCUGCUGCUCUGCUCUAGUUCAAUACUAAGGGAUGAGAAGCGUCUCUGCACUCGUAUUUAUACAAGAAUGUUAAUAUGAGGUAAGUAAUAUCUAAAUACUAAAUCAGUCAGAAGUUCCAGUGCUGAAUAUUGAUCUUUCAUAAAAUAGCAACCUUUUAUGUGGUUGUAAUUCGAUACUUCUAUUAAUAGCUUCACUGUAAGCUUUAUGUGUUUCAAAGUCUCGGAUGUUCUGGUUUCAAGUAUAACACGUGUAAAUAUUUAAGUUCUACUUUGAAUCUUCAUGGUCUGUCCAAACUUUUGAAGACCUGUUACAACUCGAGUUAAUUUUACUUACAACAUCUAUGGCUGUUACAAA